GUCGUCGCCGGCUUCUCUCAGUGACUGGUAUACCCUACGUGCGAGCGAGCGUUUUUCCGUCGUGAGCUCGUCCGUCUCGUCGGGAGAGCAGCGAGAGAAAAAGGAGAACGGGAAAAGAAGAAAGAGAGAGAGAGAGAGAGAAAGAGACAGUGUAGGUGUUGUGUGUUGUAACGUAUGUGCGUCCCUUCCUCGUAAGACCGUACACUCGCUCGUCAAGUGCGUUUAUUCGAAUCGUCGCGGCGGUUCGUCGUGAAACGCGACGCGCGCGCGCGCGUGCCCCCAGCAUCGGAAAUUGCGUCGCACGCCGGUGACGCUUACCGGCGCCGGUGACCCUGACAUUCGAGAAGCCGGCAGCUGAGACACAUUCGUCGUCUCGUGCGCGCAGAAGCAACAUCGCGCUGUGUAAUGCCAAAUUGACGGUGAACGAACGAACGAACGCAUUCGCGAGAGGAAGAGAGAGAGAGGAAAGAGAGAGAAGAAGCGCAGAAAAGGACAGUGAUUCAUAACAUCGCCGAGUUAUCGCGACGAGACUCCGCGUUUCCGGAUUUUUCGCGAUUUUUCGCGACUUUUCGCGGCGCGACGUGUCCCUAACACGUAGUGACCUUGACUUGGAUGCGCCAGCGCGUCCACGGAGACUAGAGCAACGUCACGCCAUAUUCCGAGCAGGGUGUUUUCGAGGGGUGUGUUCGACCGACCGAUCUCGUGGUGACGCGCAACAACGAAUGACCUUGAUUCCGAGAAUAGGAGGCGCCUUGAUUUCGUCGAGUCGAGCGAAUCGGUCGGAUCGAUUUCCGCCCUUCCCCCGGUUUCUCUCUGUCGGUCGGGUCUCCGGUCGCGUGAGAUGUAACCGAAAAUGAAGAGAUAGACGGGGAGAGUCGAUCAUCUCUCGCAACCAAGCGCGUCCGUCCAUCGGUAACCGCCGACAUCCUUCGUUCUUGGGACCCGCAUCGCCGAGGCAUCCGACAGACACGGCGUUCGAGAGACGCAGGGAGGAAAGGACACUCGAGCUCGGGCGACUCCUCGCAUCCAUGGCACCGCGGCGUCACGCCAACGGCGCCCACGGCGGCGGUGGCCUCCUGGAGAACGGGGGCGGCGCCGGUGGCGGAGGCAUCAACGAUCCCAUGGACAAUCUGCUGGGCAACCCGACCCAGACGACGCGGUGCUGCACCCCGACCGGCGAGUGCCUGCGCGGCGAUACUCUCAUUCGCCUCAACGCCCUUCACGACACGGUCAAGGUAACCUGCAACAACGACAACUGCCCGGUCGGCCAGUUUAUGCACCGCGAGUGCUUCGACGCCUGGGAGCAGACGGUACUGACGUACCUCAAGAGCUGCGGCCGCGCGCGCAGCUGGUCCGAGCGUCAACGUCACCAGAACCUCUGGACCAAGAAGGGCUACGAUCUCGCGUUCAAGGCCUGCGGCUGCCGCUGCGGCCGCGGCCACCUGAAGAAGGACCUCGACUGGCUGCCACCCGGCUUCGGCAACGUGGCCGGCCACCGCGCCGAGGAGAACGAGGCCAAGAAGAAGAAGCGACGCAACCGGCAGAACACCCGCCCGAGCCUGGCCGUGUCGGCCGGGCCGCCCAAUCACGGCAAUCACGUCGUCGCCGCCAACGGGCGCGGCACCAGCGAGGCUCAGAUGAUCGAGUCGGGCCGCGGCAGGGCCGGUUCCCUGUCGUCCAGCACCGGUUCCAGCUCGCCGCCGGCCACCAGCGAGCCGAGCGUCAGCCCGCUCCACCAACCGCAGGCCAUCAUGAAGAAGAAGAGCAAGGUCGACUUUUUCAGCGAUCGCGCGAGACAAAGCUGUGGCGCCAACGGCAUCUUCUCCCGUCGUCUAGAUUUCAGCGCUUUCAACAGUUUGCCCCGCACCAAACUCAACUCCUACCACAUCAAGAUGGAAGAUGAGGGCAAUCAUGGCAACGACGACACCAGAUGCUUCAUCUUAUCAACAUUGGCUGCAUUGCAGUGGUCAAGAGUCACAUGCGUUCUUUGUCGCGCUGCUAUGCUGGUCUUUGAUAGGUAUCCGUUGGUGGACGGAACGUUCUUCUUGUCACCCAGACAACAUUCGCCCGCUUGUGCUGAGGUGAAGGUCGAAGGUCGCACACAAUUUUUGUCAGCCGUGUGCAUGAGUUGUCUGGAGGGCAGCGGCGGGCAGCCUGUACGUUGUCGUUUCUGUACCCAACCGUGGGAUGGCUCGAGCCUGGUCCUCGGUACCAUGUACAGUUACGAUAUCUUCGCUGCCAUGCCCUGUUGCAGCGAGCGACUCAAGUGCAACAGCUGCCAGAAACCCCUGAUCUACCCUCAUCAGCGACUGAACUUCUACUCGGACUACAGCCGCGUCUUCGCCUGCCCACAUUGCAGGGCGGUCGACGCACACUUCGUAAAGCCGCUCUCGGCCUGCUUCACCCGCGAGCAAUUUCAGCUCUACAGCCAGUGGCCGUAACCAUUAGAGAACUUAGCGAACCGCCGCCGUUUGCGCACCGCGGCCGAUCUGCGUCCCCUCUUCUACAGAUCGAUCUCUCUGUUCCGGACGACCGUGCUCUAGAAUCCUCCCUUCGAUUCCGUAGGAGACUUUUGACAGUGGAGAACGCACUCGGGGGCCGCGAUCUUUCCUUAGAGCGUUUCGUCGACCGGAUCCACCGAUAUAUUAUUAUUAAUUUUAUGUAUUAUUAUUAAUUUGUUAGAGAGACUCUUUCGUUUCGGUCGAUAUAGCUGGCUACUUUUUUCUCUUGUAAUCUCGUAGGAAUUUUUCUUUUUAAUACCAUCAGAAUUGGUCGACGAGCCAAUGGCUGUUGUCAAGGACAGGCUUCUAGUGUUUUUAAUUUGUAUCUUGCGGUAGCAAACGAAGAUGAUGGUACGUGCGAGCCCCUUGGCGCGUUCCCGUAUCGCUAAUGAAGUUUAAGAUGUUUCUUUUUAAUAUCGAUUAUGUAGGUUUGUCUAGAUUGAUACUUUUUUUUUUAAACGGGGGACGUCGAAUUUCCUGGCACUCGCCGACAUUUCGAUGAUUCGCGGCGAGCUUGCAAAACUAGUGCAUUUUUCUGUAUGUUACUUUUUAAGUUUUUAAGCAUUUAUCGUGAGACUUGAAAAUGUGAGUGGCAAUUUAUAAUUUUUUUUUUAAUAUACACGACGAUUGUCAUUGUGAGCAUAUUUCUUUGAUAUAGAUUUUUAAUUAGCAAAAUUUUUUGUUGACAAGAUCUGUGUGAUAUCGGAAGAGUUACACAUAAUUUGACUAGCAAAGCAAAUUCUUAGUCCAUGUCUUAUGAUUUCGAAAAUUUCCUACGACAGCUUCGCCGUCUCCCGUUUUAUAGUUGAAUUGCUUUAAAGAAAAUUAAAUGCAAAAAAUAAAUUUAGGCGAAGAUUAACAAUAUUAGAUGCGAAAAAUAGGUCGAUUCUCUUUAUUAUAAAACGUCGUGUAUAGAGAUAAAAAAGGCUAUUCUUUCUAGGAAAGAUUGAAAGGGGAAGAAAAAAAAGAAAUAACUAUCGUUUGUUACUUAGAUAAAUCGAGAACGUUGUUUUUUUUUACAUUUUAUUAGUUUAUACAUUUAUGGCGGCCAUGUUGAUUUGGUUUAAGAAUCUGUGACUCAUUCGAUGGGUUUCAACGUUGAUUCGGUCGGGCGUGCGUCGCGACUUUCCGCGAUUCGAGACCGGGAACGUUACCAAAAGACGGAUGAAAUUCAUCGAUUUGUCGCGCGCCAGUCGUAAAAUAGAGUAAAUCAUCAGAAGAGGAAACCAAUCGUUCGAGACGGACUUCCGCUCUCUCGCUGUGUACACACGGUUUUCCCGUCUAGACGAAAGCGAACGUUCCUGGGUUCCGUCGUCGAUCACUCGAUCGAGUAUCGAACGAUUCUCUCGGCAAGUCGUGAUCGCUCGGAGUAGCCCCAGUGUAUAUAACAUAUUAAGUGGGAGAGAAGCAAGUGUUUGAAGAGGAAGAGAACCUUCUUUUUUUCCCGGCGAUGCUGGUCGUUGCUGUCCAACAAUAGCGGCCGUCCCACAAACAGACCGCCCACCGUUCUCAAGGUAGUAUAGUCGAUCGUGUACCUUUUUUACGUUACUACGAUUUAAAAAAAUAUACUUAAUCCAUACGGCCCGGGAGAGAGAAGUAUAUUUAGGAGAUAAUGUAAUGCCCCGUGUGCGAAGCGUAAAGCGAAUAAUGAAGAUGAUGAAGAUCGCGAAGCUGCGCGACUACUUUGACUCGCCUUUAUAAUCUGUGGGUUUUCAUUAUAUGCAUUUAAGAAAAAAAAAUUAUUUUAUAAGUGUAAUAAUUUUCUACAUAUACAUGUGUAAUUUAUUUGUAAGAUUAAUGUAUUUUUUUAAUGCGAGCAAUACAUAAUUCUUUUUUUUUUAUUAAUUUAACACUAUAUGAAUUAUGGAGAAGAAUGUACGUUCGAAUUUUAUUUUAUCGCAUCGCGCUAUCAGUGUCGGAUGCGCACAAAAGUAUUUUGUUAAAUUUUCAAAAGAAGUUAUUAGA
Messenger RNA from Camponotus floridanus (Florida carpenter ant), 4466 nucleotides. It is a transcript of the gene heca, whose product is annotated as headcase protein. The transcript has 5 exons. The record is from RefSeq and is a predicted model, not a curated record. The coding region runs from base 1029 to 2441 and encodes 470 amino acids. NCBI's taxonomy places the organism in Eukaryota, Metazoa, Arthropoda, Insecta, Hymenoptera, Formicidae.